This is a messenger RNA of Benincasa hispida (wax gourd), 1205 nucleotides long. RefSeq names its product allene oxide cyclase, chloroplastic-like. Gene Ontology annotation, biological process: jasmonic acid biosynthetic process. The record is from RefSeq and is a predicted model, not a curated record. Gene Ontology annotation, molecular function: allene-oxide cyclase activity. NCBI's taxonomy places the organism in Eukaryota, Viridiplantae, Streptophyta, Magnoliopsida, Cucurbitales, Cucurbitaceae.
CUCUUUAUUUAAAUUCCAAUCCCUUCAUUUUCCCCUUUGCCUCUCUUCCACUUCCUCUUCCACUUUCUCUUCAUCCAAACACCAAAAUCAGAGCUCGAAAUCAUCUCCCAUGGCAGCUCUACGAUCUAUUUCCAACUCUCUGCGAUUAGCCUACUCGAAUCCGACUAAUUCCUCUCUUAAUCGGCCUGUUUCCGUCAAGCUUUCCUGUCCAUUGGUCACUCAGAGCUCCAACCUCUUCUCCGCUUCGAAGAAUCUGAGUUUCUCCGCCACUAAAAGACCGUUCUCUUCCCGAACUAGCGCCAGUUCCUCUGAUUCUUCUAGUCCGAGUAGAGUUCAGGAAUUAUAUGUUUAUGAAAUCAACGAAAGAGAUCGUCAAAGUCCUGCGUAUCUUAAGUUAAGCCAGAAGAAUACGAAUGCGCUUGGCGAUCUGGUUCCAUUCACUAACAAACUAUAUACCGGAGACCUGGAGAAACGGGUAGGAAUAACGGCAGGGCUAUGCAUAUUGGUGCAAAACAAACCGGAGAUGAAAGGUGACCGUUACGAGGCAAUAUACAGCUUUUACUUUGGUGAUUACGGUCACAUAGCGGUGCAAGGGCCUUACAUCACCUACGAGGACACGUAUCUGGCUGUGACUGGUGGGUCAGGGAUCUUUGAAGGUGUGAAGGGUCAGGUUAAACUCCAACAGAUCAUAUUCCCUUUCAAGCUCUUCUAUACCUUUUACUUGAAGGACAUUGGGGACUUGCCUCCCGAACUUGUUGUUAAGCCCACUCAGCCCAGCCCAGCUGCUGAGCCCACCGCAAAUGCCAAGGCUUGCCACCCACAUGCCACCAUCUCUGGUUUCACUGACUAGUAUUAAGUUACUUGAUCGUAAUCUCGUUGCCUCCUAUAGAGUGGUUUCCUUUGUCUAUUCUAUAGACCAUAUCUAAUGUUCUUUUCUUUUUAGUUCAAUGAUGAUAUAUAGAGUGAGGGUUCGAACUUCUAAUCUCUUAACCAGUUGAGUCAAUCUAUUCGGAACUGUACUUGUGUGUAAUAAUCAUACUUUCAAUGGUCUACAGAAUUUGUUGGGCAGGAAACGUAUUCUCUAUUGAGGGUUAUGAUUUGUAAUUUUGUAGACUAUCAAGUGUGUUUGAUAUAGAGGUUGUAUUUUGUAAUUGCCCCUUUAUUUAAGUGUAUAAUAGAAUCGUUUGGUCAUUAUUGAUCCUUAA